AGCGGUGACCCGGAAGAGGAAGCUGAGGGGAGGAAGGCGGCGGCGGCUGGUUUCUUCCGCCCUUUUCGGGGGCCGCUGUGCGGCAGCGGCUUCUCCCUCCGUCCGUCUGUCCGUCCGUCCCGCGGCGGGGUGCGGAAGGCCGCGAUGCCGGCGCUGCUGGAGCGGCCGAAGCUGAGCUCGGCCAUGGCCCGCGCCCUGCACCGGCACGUCAUGGUCGAGCGAGAGAGGAAGAGGCAGGAGGAAGAAGAAGUGGACAAGAUGAUGGAGCAGAAGAUGAAGGAGGAGCAGGAGAGGCGGCGGAAGAAGGAGAUGGAGGAACGCAUGUCCCUGGAGGAGACUAAAGAACAGAUCCUGAAGCUGGAAGAGAAGCUCCUGGCCCUGCAGGAGGAGAAGCAUCAGCUUUUCCUACAGCUGAAGAAAGUGCUUCACGAGGAAGAGAAACGUCGUCGCAAGGAACAAAGUGACAUGACAACUCUGACAGCAGCAGCUUACCAGCAGGGCAUGGCUGUACACGCAGGGGCCCACAUCCUCAACAUGCAAGGGAGCCCAGGAGGCCAUAACCGGGCUGGUACCCUGAUAUCCGCGGAUCGAGCCAAGCAGAUGUUUGGACCUCCGGUGAUCACGUCCCGUCACUUUGCCACGCAGUCGGCUUUCUCUGCCAGCACCGCUGAGCACGGGCAGUACCAAGGUGGGCAGUCUGGGCACAGCCCUUACGCCGUAGGCCAGAGCCAGCACACGGUGCCUGUCAGCUAUGCCAGCAGCCAGUCGAUCAGAGGCCCCUCUGCUUUCCCAACCAUGCAGUACUUGUCACAGCAGCAGCCUGGGUACACCAUCCACAGCCACUUCCCUGCUGCGCAGCCAGGUUUUAUUCCUCCAAGCACCACCAUCCCUCUACAGAAACAACUGGAGCAUGCUAACCAGCAGUCGGGAUUUACUGAUUCAUCAACCCUGCGUCCGAUGCACCCCCAGGCCCUACACCCCAAUCAGGGGCUCCUCCAAGCCCCCCAGAUCCCUGUCCAGAUGCAGACAGCGGCCAAGCCCAGUUUGGCUUAUACUCACCCAGCGCGCCCAGCUUCCCCCGGAAGCUUCUCCCACGGAACCGCUCCACAGCAACCCCACACAUCUGGUUUCCAGGCCUCCCCACAGCCAGCACCUCGGCACCCCUUCAUACAGCACCCACAACAGGGGCAGCGUUUCUACCACAAGUGAGCACCCUGCCCCCAGUUCUGGUUUCAGGCACCCCUCCCCACCUCCAGCGUAAAAAGGGGAGGGGGCAACCAUAUUUGACGGUCACGUGUGUACCUUUAUUCCUCUCUUUCCUGCUCCCACUGGUUGCUGAAAUUUUGUGAAAACAGAGAUUGCACUCUAAUACACUUUGAUUAAUUCUU
Molecule: messenger RNA, 1388 nt
Organism: Rhineura floridana
Lineage: Eukaryota; Metazoa; Chordata; Lepidosauria; Squamata; Rhineuridae
Gene: GPS2
Product: G protein pathway suppressor 2
Exons: 11
Coding region: 145-1209 (354 amino acids)
Biological process (GO): regulation of transcription by RNA polymerase II
Cellular component (GO): transcription regulator complex
Molecular function (GO): transcription coregulator activity
Source: RefSeq, a predicted model, not a curated record